This is a messenger RNA of Xenopus tropicalis (tropical clawed frog), 2037 nucleotides long. RefSeq names its product keratocan (gene kera). The record is from RefSeq and is a predicted model, not a curated record. The coding region runs from base 166 to 1218 and encodes 350 amino acids. The transcript has 3 exons. NCBI's taxonomy places the organism in Eukaryota, Metazoa, Chordata, Amphibia, Anura, Pipidae.
UUCUGAGAGAGCACAUUUGCUGUAAUAGGCAGUUAAACCUCAAAGGGAUAGGAUCAAAACAAUCUGCUGGCAGCCAAGAGUUUCCACUUUAAGGUGAAUUCAUACAGGCAUCAGAAACUAUAUUGUAAGAAAGCAGUUCUGCAUCCAACAGUUGCAAGGUCACCAAUGGAUGCACAAUAUUGCAGACCUCUGUUUCUCCUAGUGAUCAUUUUUUCCUUUACUCACUCUGUGACGCAAGCCUAUGAUUACACGGACCUUGGAACCUACCCCUUAUUUUCCAUCGACUGUCCCAAAGAAUGCGUAUGCCCGUCUAGUUUUCCACAUGCUAUAUAUUGUGACAACAAAGGCCUAAAAGAAGUACCACACAUACCAUCAAGAACCUGGUAUUUAUAUUUACAUAAUAAUCUGAUAGAAUCCCUCAAAGAAGAAUCCUUUGCUAAUGCUACUGAAAUUAAGUGGAUUAAUUUAAGUAGAAACAAGUUAAGCAACAAAAACAUCAGUAAAAGUCUGCUGAAAAGUUUAAAAAGCUUGCUCUAUUUAUAUUUAGAUGACAAUGACCUAGAAGAAGUACCAGCACCACUGCCAGAAAGUAUAGAACAAAUUCGAUUGGCAAGGAAUAAAAUCUCAAAGGUUCCAGAAGGUGUGUUCAGUAAAUUAGGGAAUUUGACUUUAUUAGACUUACAUCACAAUAAGCUCACAGAUAGUUCCUUUCAAGCAGAUGUGUUUAAUGGCCUAAAGAGUCUUAUGCAACUCAACUUGGCUAAGAACUCCCUCAAGAAAAUGCCACCAGGCCUUCCUCUAAACACUGUUCAAUUGUAUUUAGAUAAUAACAACAUUGAAGAAAUCCCAAAGAACUACUUUAAUAACAUACCAAGAAUAACUUUUAUUCGGUUAAACUACAACAAGUUAUCAGAUACAGGUGUACCAGUCAACGUAUUUAAUGUCACAUCUUUAUUAGACUUGCAAUUAUCUUACAAUGAGCUGACAGCUGUGCCCAUUGUCAAUGGCCAUUUGGAGCGUCUUCACCUUGAUCACAACAAGAUAAAAAACAUAAAUGGAAAUAUUCUUUGUCCUGAAGUUGUGAAAGAAGAAUUUGACCCACACUUCCCUCAUGGACCCCGUCUCCGUUACCUGCGCCUGGAUGGGAAUGAAGUUCAGCCACCUAUCCCACUAGAUCUAAUGAUAUGUUUUCGGCUUCUUCAAACAGUUGUUAUUUAGAAAUCUCUGGUACUGCAAGUUUUGCUGGAAUGAAACUUGCAAAAACACUUACUAGAUUAUCAUUAUGAUUUUUUUUUUUAAACAAGGGAAUUUAGGCUGUGGUUUUUAUUGUUCCAUUUGCUAUUAAUGUGGAAGGCAAAGGGCAAAGUGCAAAAAAUGGGUGCUACCUGACUUUUUUUGCCCUUUGCAUCCUUCUUUAACUCUAGUUAUAUUGCCUGCAUUGGCCAGUGCUGUAUUUAUGAGGGUUAGACAGGGGGUGACAGAUCAUAAGGACAGGGCAGACCUGAGCCAGCAGACACUUGCACCUUGUGCUGAAUUUAUUUAUCUGUUGUGGAGUACAGAGGGCAGCCAGGCCUCAAACAGAAGUGUCCUCUACCAGAGUGUGCCCCUUACUGCUCUUGCACUUCUGGCCAGGGUCUUGGUAAAUGACUAGUCUCAAAUCCAUGAUGAUGCAACAUGUCACUUUUUCUCAUUUAUUGCUGCAUCUAUUGUAUGUGUGUCCUUAUUAAGACCAGUGCAAUUCCUUUUUGUAUCCACAGAUUUGCAUUGCAUCAUUUUUAAAUCUAGAAGUAAAAUGGUAAAACAUACAUAUUGUAUUGAUAUUUGUUAUUUGUUAGAUUUUGUAAGGUGUACAAGGAUACAACCUCAAGGGACUACAUGUUAUGAGCCAGAGAAACGAGGUUAUAACAUGUUACAUUAAUUAAAUUAACCACUGACUAAUGCUCAUGUAUCCAUUUGAUAUUUGUUUUUAUAUAGUAUAAUAUACACAGAUGUCAACUUUGGAACUGGAAACAAUAAAAUCUGAUUUUAAAAAAAUUG